This is a messenger RNA of Colletotrichum orchidophilum, 4179 nucleotides long. RefSeq lists its product as uncharacterized. Bases 1 to 4179 code for a protein of 1392 amino acids. The record is from RefSeq and is a predicted model, not a curated record. The transcript has a single exon. Lineage: Eukaryota; Fungi; Ascomycota; Sordariomycetes; Glomerellales; Glomerellaceae.
AUGUCCGGCCCCUCGACGUCUGGCCAGUUCCAGUCGAGCGUUGCUAAGCCAAAACGCAACGUACUGCGGAGAAAGCAGUCGUCUGUCGCCCAGAAAACCCCGCACCUGCGUAAGGAUUCGAAUACCGAAUCAGCUGGGGGAAGCUCGUCUUCUUCAGCUCCGCGAUCACGCUCUUCCCUGGAACUGGCUCCUGGCUACCACCUCGACCGCGGCAUGACCGAGAGCCCAACGGAAAUUCGUAUCGCACACGCUGUUGAUCUGCCCAAGACCCACGCGCAACCUGUAACGAUUUAUCCCGAGCUUGAUCGAUACAGGGACAACUAUGGGCGACCCUCUACAUCUUCAGAAGGAUCAAGCGUUGAUUUCCUCCAUAGACUGGCCACACACGACCUUCCUCCGCCGACUCCUGUCUUCUCCGGCACCAGCAGCCAGUUGAGUGCUUUCAGUGGCAGCACUUCCACCAGGUUCUCUGAGUCAACCAGCCCGGGCCCUUACAGCCGUGAUACGACUCCCACCUCCAUGUCGUCACAGUCGCCAGGGCUAGUGGCCCCGAUGCGGCUGCCUGUGCCCAGAGUGAGGCAGGUGAGUCCGGUCGUGACACGGCCACCGGUCGCCCGGAGAAGAGCCGGCAGCAUACCGAAUGAAAUGGAGGCGUUUAGCGCCGACCCUCACGGGCUUGCCGCGGUACGCGAGUCUCUGACCUCGUCAUCGUCAAACUCUACAGUUCGAGAAGCAGACCGCAAGGAGCCCAAGAAGAAGAAGAGGCUAUCGCCCCUACCUCCAAGCCCACCGCCGCGGAAGUCGUCCCAGAAGUUCGCAAAGGAUCAAUACAAUGACGAGUCUCCAUCGAAGGCCUCUAGGGAACCGGCCAUGCCAGUCAUGACCGCCCCAUCACCCAUUCAAUCUCCCCCGCGAUUGGCACCAGCCGAUUCGCCCAGGGCAACCCCUCCUGCUCGUCCCAGCAGAGAUAACACCCCGGACCUGCAAUCCCAGCUGUUCAGUCCCUUUCCCAUCAUCCACAGCAAUCUAUCGUCGUCUUCCUUGUUAGGCGACAGACGUGGACCGGAGCCGCAGCCGAUGUCGAGAUUGACGACUCCCUUGUCAUACCCAGACAGCCCUCAACAAACCUCUCGGUUGCCGGUAGGCAGGGAGGCUACACCGACGCUGCGGCCAACCAAUGCUUUGGACACAAAGAACAAGAAUGACAGAACCGUCAACCGUACCCCGAGCCCCAAUACGUCGACAUUUUCUCGAUUUCCCUUCUUUGGGCGGCGGUCCAAAACAGCACCAGAGGUUCCCCAGGUUGACAAGAAGGACAAGCCAGCGCGUAAAGGGCCAGCUGCCGGUACAGGACACGAAGGUUAUGGACGCCUGGGAGGUCUCCGAAGACGAAGUGGGAGCUCAACAACAAAUUUGGCCCGCCCAAGUUUGGGACUCGGAUCUUCUCAAGACAGCCUCAAUGGCAACCAGCCAACCGACCCUUUCUUGCUGGAGCGUAUGAACCCCGUUAUCAUUUCCGGUGGAGGAGUUGUCAACAACAGAAACAACAGUAUAGACUUGGUUCGGUCAGGGAGCUACCAGAGCCUCGGGUACGCCUCGGAGGUGUCUACAACUUCCAGCAUCGGGCGAACUCUCGCCCCUUCAGCCAUUCCUCGAGGUGGUACUCAUCCCUCCCUAAGCCACCGUCGGCCUUCCGACAGCAGUGACUCUGAAGCCGUUACCAUGAAGCCCACCUUGGCGUUCAGACGAUCCGUUCAGCGCUUACGUUCGUCUCCGGAUCAGAGUUCUCUCAAGCUACCUCAGCCCAUCAACACCACUGGAAUCACAUCGCCCUCGAUCAACAGCCAGGACACUGGCAUUCUUACGGACGAUUCACAGUUUGAGAUACACAGAGAGGUCAUUCGCGGUCGUAUUGCUGCAGCCAACGCGACUCCUCCAAAGAAGCUCACGAAGCGUACACGCUCCCCAAGGAAGUGGAAUCUCUUUAGCAGAUCCCAAAGCCAACCGAACACCAAGAAGACAGAAAAAGAUGCCAUGUCAGUAGCUGCGACCGUGAAAGUAGUUCAGCACAAGCCGGCAGCCUUCUACACUCUGAUGGACGGUUCCGAGCAGGAAGACAUUGGUACACCAGACGUCGAGGAGAUUCUUAGAGAGGCUGAAGUCUUUGAUCUUCCAUCUCCUCCACCUGUUUUGAAAGAGAGACGAACUUCCUCUGCAAGUCAAAGCAAUAGGAGAGAAUCCUUGAGCAGGCUGUUGCAGCCCACCAAGUCAUCACAGGCUCGGAGGAAUUCGGCGACCGCCAAGUCAACUUCCAUUCCGGCGAUUCGGUCCAUGAAACCUACCCACGCAUCUCAGUCGAGUGUCUCAAAGCCAGCUGAAGCGCGCCCAAGUCGCCUGCCUCAAGUAGGUCGGAUUCCCAAGGUUGUGGCCUCUCGACCGGAUCACACCUCUUCGAGAAGCUUUUCCCGGCCGUUCAACAGAAUCAGCAUGCAAAUGCAGCCGCAAGCUGCAGUCUUCAAUCCCGAUUUCGUUGCUUUAGGCGCGACCCCGACCCCCGAGCUUUCCACACCCGAACUGUCUCGUGGGGAAUCUACCGCAACCAGCGACAAGACCAACUCGGACCCUCGUUCAUCUCUCGUACCCGACAAGACGCCCGAGAUGAUUCAUAUUGGUAGAGAGUUUUUGGCAUUUUCUCCUCGAAAGAACUCUGAGUGUACCACGAGCACAGAUUCCAGCAGCCUCGGCAUGUACACUCUUGCAGAUGCCAUGGCUUACGUGCCCGACCCCAAUGCCCCGCUUGUUGAGGACGAGAUCUGGGAUGAGUACAACGAUUUGAUUGGCGACGUACCACCAUCUGCAACAUCUUCAAAGGGCGCCCCCUUCCAUCUUGAGACCCACGGCUCGAGGAUGUCAAAAAGGUCUUUGAAGCCGCUUGAGUCUCCUACCAUUGCACCGUCGUCAAAGACUCUAGAGAAAAGCACCGAGGUCGACACUGGCGCCACAACAUCUAGUGUCUAUUCUGCUGAUAUGACUGAGCGCCUUAAGGCUGCCUUCGCUUUGAAGCCUGAGGGGGAGAUGCUCGUACCCGUUGCCGGGAUUCCUGCGAGAUUAAUUGACCGCGAGAGCACAGAGCUGGCGCGCAAGGCAACGGCCGCGUCUCAGAGAAGCAGCGGCUCGUCUCGCAGAUCAAGACAAUCCGAUUGCAGUUGUAAAUCUUCCGAGGACGAGUCGCCGCUUUCUCAAGUCAACCUCCGCGUCGGUUCGAUGACGGUCAGCAAGUGGUUGUCUUUUGGUCAUGUGCUUUUCAGUCCGGCCCGGGACCAGCUCCUGGAUGUCGUCGGCUCGCUGAAGCGCCACUCUAUUCUCGUUGUCGAUGGCCUCGGCAAUGAUGAUUGGUCAUUCUACGCGGCGGAAACAUACCCGGCUGCCACCUUUUUCAACCUGUCACCUCGAGCUCCGUUGCCAGAAGAGCAUAAGAAUUCAUCGAGCUUUCCAUUAAGCCCGCCAAACCACCAUCAGAUUCAAUACCUCUCUCAGAUGGAUAAGUUCCCCUUUGGCGCAGAGAGCUUCACUUCGGUGGUCUUCCGCUUUCCUGCUGCUGCGCCUGAGUCUCACUAUCGCAACAUUGUUUCAGAAGCACGUCGCGUCCUUAAGCCAGGUGGCUACCUGGAGCUUUCAAUUCUCGAUGUUGAUCUCAACAACAUGGGCAACCGUGGAAGGCGCACUGUCCGUCGGCUGAAAGAACGCAUCCAUCAGAGCAACCCCGAAACCAGCAUUGGUUCGUCAUCCGACCUCAUUCUGCGCCUCCUCGGGCGCAAAGGCUUCUCCGACGUCAAGAACUGCCGUGUCGGCGUACCGGUCGCGAGCGUUGUGAACCGAUCGGAAAGCGGUAGCAAGAGACCGCCCAUCACUGGCGACCGGAAGGCCAAAGAGGUUCGCAGCCUUGCCGAGAUGAUGAACGAGGACGGCGACUCAGCCGACGAGAACAUCACCAAGAUGGUGGCCAAGGUCGGCCGAUGGUGGUAUAGCCGCUGCUACGAGAGCGCAGCUGGUACCAUUAGCAAGAGUAUCUGGGCUGAUCGUGCUUUACUUUCCGAGUGCGAGGAACUACGGACAAGCUUCAAGCUCAUGGUUUGCUAUGCACGUGUGCCCGAUAGGGCGCGAACCGCAAGUAUCUGA